Messenger RNA from Poeciliopsis prolifica (blackstripe livebearer), 8306 nucleotides. RefSeq names its product castor zinc finger 1 (gene casz1). Lineage: Eukaryota; Metazoa; Chordata; Actinopteri; Cyprinodontiformes; Poeciliidae. The record is from RefSeq and is a predicted model, not a curated record. Gene Ontology annotation, cellular component: nucleus. Gene Ontology annotation, biological process: positive regulation of transcription by RNA polymerase II; regulation of neuron differentiation. Bases 1433 to 7159 code for a protein of 1908 amino acids. Gene Ontology annotation, molecular function: RNA polymerase II transcription regulatory region sequence-specific DNA binding; DNA-binding transcription factor activity, RNA polymerase II-specific. The transcript has 18 exons.
UUUGUUGAACUUUUCACUGUUCACAAACACUUUUCUUUUUUUUUUUACAAUCUGAGGAGAAAUUCAGACAAAACUUUUGAUCAGACAAUCUCCUUAUGCCAACCGGAUUGCCCACUUUCAGCUUGACUGCUACAGUUACACAAAGUAACUGUGUAACUGCACAGAAGGAUUAUAUCUUAAAACACAUUUGGUGAUGCUCUCUUAAAGCCAAUAGUGGAAAAAAUUGGGUUGCAAAACCAGUCAAACAAAAGUUUUGGGAGUUUUAUACACAAUCAGUUUAGGUUACCAUUCAAAUCACAUAUUACAUUAGUAAUAUGACUGAUUCUUGCCAUUAGAUAUUCUUUAUACAAGGUAAUGAUAAAUGAUUGUUCACUGAUUGUCAUAAAAGUCAGACACUGACCACAAAGCUCUUACCGGAGCAUCUCUUGAUCAUAAUCUCUUGUUUAAGGGAACGCUUUACCCAUUUCAAAGGGAAGAGGAGGUACAGCAUUCUUCACACAGCUAAUAUUGUCCAGUAUUGAUAUUGCGAUGUGAAAUUGCCCCCACAACUAGAAGAGAAACUAGAAAUUUCCCACUGCACACUGACCGAGAGCCUCCAAAUCUAACAUGCCGGUGUCAAUGAGCACAGCUUUCUUUUUUUGAAGCACAAAAAAAUAAAAACCCGAACAGAAUAGAGACCUGAAAUACGAUAGGCAUCUGCUUGAGUACGUCCGUGUGUAUUUGUACAUGCACACUCACACACACACACACAGUAGGCACGAAGCACAUGUUAUCAACUGUGAACAGCGGCAGCAGCAGUAGUUGUGCUCUGUGUCUGCGCGUGUGUGUGUGUUAAGAUCGAGUGAAAGUGUGCGUGCCCACAAACAGUGUCUGCCUCUCCUCAUGUGCUGCCAGCUCUGAGGGAUCCGCCGUAAGUCAAUCUGUGUGCUCAUAUCCCCCUGAGUGUUUGUGAGCUUGUGUGAUCCACUACUACUGCACUACCCCACUUGAGGAGCUUCUCAGGGCCGCGCGGGUCUGGAAAGGGCCGAGGGCCGGCCCCUGCUGCACACCACCCACUUCACACCUGUCUCUCUCUUUCUCUUUCUCUCUCUCUUCCUCGCUCUCUCUCUCUGAUUGUGCUGCACUGGGCUCAUUGUAGCAGUGACAGGAGGGCACCCGUUAAGUGGCCUGCAUGUGUGUGCGUGCGCGCGUUGUUCUCCCAUGAGGUUGUGGGGUGGAGAAGGGCGAUGAAGGACCCCUACUGGUAAUGUGGGUAAACUCGCGCAGCCACGACAUCUGUGAGAACAGGCAGAGGGGGAGGGCAAGGAGGGAGGAGAGACAGACAAGAGAAGAGGAGGACAGAGUGGGAAAGAGGUAAGGAGUGAGAAGGAGAGAGGGAGGGAGAAGGGGGAGAGAGGGAGCAGAGUCUUGGCAGAGAGCAGUUGUGGAGAAAAUGCCUUGCUUUGUGGAGAGAAUUCUUCCAGGGCAGGAGGGAGAGGUGAGACAGAGCACUGAGGGCGCUUUGCUGCCAGCUGAGAGGAGUUUAUGCACUGACACGACCUCAGGAAAACCCAAGAUGGCCGCCAAAAGGAAAGGUGGCCUAAAACUCAACGCUAUCUGUGCCAAGCUCAGCCGCCAAGUGGUGUACGACAGCAGCUCCCAAAACGCAGAGGGAGAUCAGAGCGUAGCAGAGAACAGCGAGCGCGGCAGUUCCUACUACGACGACAACGAGACCAACUUCCCAGAAGGCCUGAGCCUCAGCCAGAGCCUCGAAGAGGACCAGAAGAGACGCGAGGCCAUCGAAAAAUGGGUCAAUGGCGAGUACGGGGAUGAGCCGCCUGCUCCCGACGAGGAGCAGGAACAUGAACUCAGAGUCAGCAAUGACGAAGACGGUCCUCCCGAGGGCGUCUACAUGGUCCAGCCUAAGGGCUGCAGUGAUGACGAGGACAACGGCGAGGAGGCAGAGGCCACGGCGGGCUCUCAGGAUGGUAGUUACCAUGAUGACAAAGAAACUGAAGAGAGACCUCCAAAGGACAACAGCUACAUGCCCCCAAGCGAGGGCCAGAGUCGCCAAGCAAGUUUCUCCUCUCCAGGAGAAGCUUCAGCCCUACGGGACUAUGCUGUCAACACCAUGAAUAAGUUUCUUGGGAUGUUUGGUUAUGAUGACCAUCAGGUAAGGGACGAGGUGUCCAAGAAGAUCAGCUUUGAUGCUGUCAAAGCUACCUCAGACCCCUCGUCCGUCAGCAAUGCGGAGGACUCGCGCAGCCCUCGCUUCUCCAAGUACGAAGAGUACAUCCGCAAGCUAAAAGCUGGUGAAACCCUCCCUUGGCCCGUGCACGCUUCCCCACCCAAACCGGAUGACCUCAAUUCCAAACUGACCCAAGAAAAGAGCACUUCGAUGCUUCAGAGCUCCGGUGGCCUGACGGGGGCGGAGAGUCAGAUCUACCACUCCAGCCUAGACCACAAACAGUCGGGAGCAACUCAGUUGGGCAACUCUCAGCCGCCCAAUUCCUCCCAUGUACAGAACAUGGCCUCCCGAGCCUCAAAAUAUGACUUCUUCAUUCAGAAGCUAAAGAUGGGCGAGAGCUUGCAGCAGCAGAAUGGCAAUGCUUACAAGCGACCGUCCAAGUACGACCUAGAGAAUGUCAAGUUUCUGCACCUGUUCAAACCCGGCGAUGGCAACCAAGACAUGGGUGGCGCUAUUGCCUUUAAGACUGGUAAAGUUGGUCGUCCUUCCAAAUAUGAUGUCCGAACAAUCCAGAAGCUAAUACCAGGAAAUCCAGAAACUUCUUUGAUCCCUAAUGUUCUGGCUACGGCACCAGGAAACCCUGGAGCUCCAGGGGUCCCCGCUGUUGGGACGACUGGGGCCAACAUUGCUCCGGGGCUGACGAUGGACCAGGCAGGACACAUAAGCUUCAACGCAGCUGAUUAUAUGAAGUCCAGCUUUUCCAAGACUGACUCUAUAACCACAGGCACUGUGUCAUCAGUGAAGAAUGGUCUGCCGCCUGAUAAACCCGCCAGUGAUGACGUCAACCUCUACCAGAAAUAUAUCGCCAGGUUCUCUGGAAGUCAGCACUGUGGACAUGUGCACUGUGCUUACCAGUACAGAGAGCAUUACCACUGCAUGGACCCUGAGUGUAACUACCAGGUGAGCAGGUUUACCAGUAAGCAGGAUGUAAUCAGGCACUACAACAUGCACAAGAAGCGGGACAACUCCCUGCAGCAUGGCUUCAUGCGCUUCAGCCCCCUGGACGACUGCAGCGUCUACUACCAUGGCUGCCACCUCAACGGAAAAAGCACCCACUACCACUGCAUGCAGGUGGGGUGCAGCAAGGUGUACACCAGCACCUCAGAUGUCAUGACCCACGAAAACUUCCACAAGAAGAACGCCCAGCUGAUCAACGACGGCUUCCAGAGGUUCCGCGCCACCGAGGACUGCGGCACCGUCGGCUGUCAGUUCUACGGCCAGAAGACCACGCACUUCCACUGCAGGCGUCCGGGAUGCACGUUCACUUUCAAGAACAAGUGCGACAUCGAGAAGCACAAGAGCUACCACAUCAAGGACGACGCGUACGCCAAGGACGGCUUCAAGAAGUUCUACAAGUACGAGGAAUGCAAGUACGAGGGCUGCGUGUACAGCAAAGCAACCAACCACUUCCACUGCAUCCGCUCCGGCUGCGGCUUCACCUUCACCUCCACCAGCCAGAUGACCUCCCACAAGCGCAAGCAUGAGAGGCGGCACAUCCGCUCCUCCGGCGUCAUGGGCCUCUCCUCCACCUUCCUGGCCCCGAAGGAUGAGCCAGAAGAGUCCAGCAACGACGACCUGAUGGACUUCUCGGCCAUCAGCAGCAAGAACUCCAGCCUGAGUGCCUCGCCCACCACCCAACAGUCCGCCACCACGCCCCACUUGUUGAGCACGCCCACUACCGCCACCGCCUCCUCGAUGUCGGGCCACAACCUCAAGCCCACCCAGUCGCUGCCCGGCGCGGGCCAGCGCAUGUCGAGCCUGCUGACUCAAAAUCUGCCCAGCAACAUGCCGGUAGCGCUUGCACUUUCAAACAGCGCCCUGGCCUCCUCCAACCCAUUCUUCCCGCUUCUGCCGAGGCUGCCUCUACAGCCUCCCCCGACGGCCGCUGGCCUGAUAACGGCCGCGUCUUCUGGAGCCCACUCCAUGCCGACCGACUCUCUGACCCAGGGUGGCUCGUCCAUGGGGGGAGAUGCAGCCAUGGCACCAACUCCAACAUCCUUUGCCAAUUCUUCCAUUUUGGAGAAGAUCUCUGCAAGCAAGGGUCUGAUAUCACCCAUGAUGGCCAGAUUGGCGGCGGCUGCCUUGAAACCGUUAAACAACACAGACACAGGGAAUGGGCAGCCAGGCUCCGCCAGCCAGUUUAAUCUGGUUCAAGUGAAGCAGGAGCCUGUGGAUGGUAACGCCGGCGCUCCACAAGAUUCCCAACAGGAGCACAGCCUGGACCUGAGCAAGAAAGACCACAGUAAUGAAUCAAAUGGACACCCUGUACCAGGGAAUACAUCUCUUUUAUCCUCGCUUAUGAAUAAGAUGUCCCAGGUGAACCCUGCCCUCUUCAAUGCCAUGAACCUGAAAACCGAGCUGCAGGGAGGCCAGGUCCACGACACCUCUGAGGCAGCUCAGUACCUGCACAGAGUGCUGAAGAGGCCAGAAAACACCACUGAGAUCUGGAAGACAUACCUCCGCAGGUUUGACACAGAUGACUUCUGUGAGGCACAGUGUGACUUUCUCCAUAAGGUGCACUUUCACUGCCUGGUAGAGGACUGUGGGGCCCUUUUCAGCACUGUGGACGGGGCCAUAAAACAUGCUAACUUCCACCUUCGAGCCACCUUGAAAGUAAAGCCGGAGUCUCCGUUCAGUGACGGUAAAGAAGCCAGCGAAGCAGCUCCGCCGCAACCCGUCGCCCCCGUGUCUAUAGCCAGCAAUCCCUCCAUGGACGUGGCAAACCUCACGUCCUCCGGUGGCUACAGCUCUCCUCCUCCAUCACUGCUGGCCUGGAAGCAGCUGACCGGCAGCAUCCCUCAGAUGCCAGCCUCGAUGCCCAACCUGCCCGCAAACUCGCCUCUGGCCACCACCUCCCUGGAGAACGCCAAGCCACAAGUCAAACCCGGUUUUCUGCAAUUUCAGGAGAAUGAUCCCUGUUUGGCUACUGACUGCAAAUACUCAAACAAGUUCCACUUCCACUGCUUGUUUGGGAACUGCAAGUAUGUGUGCAAGACCUCCGGAAAGGCGGAGUCCCACUGUCUGGACCACAUCAACCCGAACAACAACCUGGUCAACGUCCGCGAUCAGUUCUCCUACUACUCCCUGCAGUGUCUCUGUCCCAACCAGCACUGCGAGUUCAGGAUGAGGGGCCACUAUCACUGUCUGAGGCCGGGCUGCUUCUUCGUCACCAACAUCACCACCAAGCUGCCAUGGCACAUCAAGAAGCACGAGAAGGCAGAGCGCCGCGCCGCCAACGGCUUCAAGUACUUCACUAAGAGGGAGGAGUGUGGGAGGCUGGGUUGCAAAUACAACCAGGUCAACAGCCAUUUCCACUGCAUCAGAGAGGGUUGCCAGUUCUCCUUCUUGCUCAAGCACCAGAUGACCUCACACGCACGCAAACACAUGAGAAGGAUGCUGGGAAAGAACUUCGAUAGAGUCCCCUCCCAGGUGAUGUCGCUCGGCCACAGGGCGGACGAGAUGCAACACGCUUCUGGUUUGAUGUCGGGGCCCGGGGCGUCUCAGGGGGGCCUCGCCUCUGGCUUCUCCUCCGCCGUCAUGGACGACACCGAUGACUACCUGGAGUACAUGGGAGGAGGAGGCGGAGGAGGAGGCAGCCCCUUGGGGCUCUCCUCCGAGUCCUCCAACCAGGACCGGAGCUGCACCAGCACACCUGUGGGCAACGACAGCUCUCCUGCAGGCAACACCAUCUCCAUUCCCACGGCCACCGGCGCCAAGAAGCGCUUCUGGAUCAUUGAGGACAUGUCUCCGUUCGGCAAACGCCGCAAGACCCCGUCGUCUCGGAAGAUGCUGGACGAGGGGAUGAUGCUGGAGGGCUUCCGGCGCUACGACCUGUACGAGAACUGCAAGGACUCGAGCUGCCAGUUUUCCCUGAAAGUGACCCACUACCAUUGCACGCGCGAGAACUGCGGCUACAAGUUCUGUGGCCGCACCCAUAUGUACAAGCAUGCGCAGCACCACGACCGCGUGGACAACCUGGUGCUGGACGACUUCAAGCGCUUCAAGUCCUCGCUCAGCUGCAACUUCCCCGACUGCCAGUUCUCGGGCAACAGCACCCACUUCCACUGCCUGCGCUGCGGCUUCCGCUGCACCGACAGCACCAAGGUGACGGCCCACCGCAAGCACCACGGCAAGCAAGACGUGAUCAGCGCCGCCGGCUUCUGCCAGUUCAGCUCCAGCGUCGACUGUGAAGUUCCCGACUGCAAAUAUAAGCUCAAGUGCUCGCACUUCCACUGCACCUUCCCCGAGUGCAAGCACACGGUGGUGGGGAUGUCCCAGAUGGAUUCCCACAAGAGGAAGCACGAGAAGCAGGAGCGGGGCGAGCUGCCAUCCGUGUCGCCCAAGCAGGAGGGGUUGCACCACCUUGUUGGGAGCAUGGCGCCGGUUGCUCCCACCUCACUGGGCGUGACAACGUCCUCCCCAGGCGGCCUCCACAGCCUGUCCCAUAACAUCAAUAGCAGUGUCCCCUCCAUGAUCUACCAGCCAGGGGGCCUCGCCUCCGACUACAACCACUCUUACCCGCCGUCCUCCAUCAGCCUAGACAGCUCCCUCAACCUGAGCACCAACACCAGCAGCUCCCUGUUCUUCCUGAAGAACGCGGCCGGUCUGGGCCUCAGCGACUCGCUGGAUCUCAGCAAGAAGUUGCACCUCGACGCGGCGCGGCCGGCACACAACGCCAAAUCCCAGCUGGACGACACGGGGACGUCCGGAGAAGCUGAGGACGACCUGUCGCCGGACGAGGAGGUGCACGCCGAGGAGGAGGAUGAGGACGAGGACGAGGAGGAGGAGGAAGAAGAGGAUGACCUCAACACUGACUCGAACGACGACUCAGCGCAGGAGCCUGACGGCGACAAGGACAACGGCGAAGGCUUCGGUGCUUCCGUAAACCACAUUGAUACUUCCCAGUUGCAAAAGCAAGAUGCUGACCCAUAAAACAAUCAAACCCAGUGGGGACUGUAGGAACUGCAGAAACAUUCUGUGUACCACCAAUAAACAGGAAGUGGCCUCAUUCAUCACGCUCAAAAACAACAACAGCAGCGGCGCCGGUGUGACAGAAAACGACGGGCCCACCGAAACGAUUCAUCGAGAUGUUUACAAAACGACCAACAUUAUGAAUUCAAUUAUGCAUUAAAGAAAAAAAAACGAGACAGAGACAAACAGAUUUUGGGCAGCCGUGUAAAGCAUUUUACUACACAUCAGUCUUUUUUGUGUGCGUGCAUGUUUGACUUUAAUUUAUUUUUAUUUCUUUCACAUUUUUUGUGUGUGGAAAAAAAAACACUUCACAAAAAACAAAAACAAAUCUCUCUAUAUAACUAUAUAUGUAGGUGUGUGCGUGCGUGCGUGUGGGUGCGUGUACGAAUGAUGAUUAUUGAGAAAAAGGAAAAUUUCUGGCAACAUGAACUGCAAAGAAAAAGGGAUGUGAAUCACUAAGAGGAGCAGGAUGUGUUUCAUAAUUUGAUCUUUAGUUCUGUAUUGUUAUUAUCAUAUUUGUUAUUAUUAAUUAUUGUUAUUAGACACUGAGAGAAAGGAGCUACUUGUUCCAUUCUCUUUGGUAUACUUUGUUCUCACAUGGGAUUGACCGACAGUCGGCUCUAUCUCAGCCUCAACAGUUCUCUCUUCCUGAAAUCUGCUAAAAAAAAAAAGCCCAGUGCAAGCGUACUUUGUAACCCGGCCCACCACCUCGAGUGGAGGAAUCAAGUUUGUGCGUGAAUAGUGCACUUUUAUAUUAUCUGACCACGAAGAAAAUGGAGAUGACAGAUAACUCAUGAAUAUGUUUAACAAUGUUUUUGUUAACAUUUGCAUCUUUUGCAUCAAAAUUUAUUUUUUGUUUUGUUUUUUGUUUUGAGAUCAUAUUGACGUUCGAGCGAGGCAGGGUGGUUAUGACGUUCAGUUUUGGGGGGAGGGGGUCGGAUGCAGCCACAUGGGAAGCAUCAGGGAAGUGUGUUAUAUGUUGAAAAUGUACAGACCGAAAAAAAUGUCCAGCUGGCAUUUUUUUUUUCUAUUUUUUUUCCAUUAACUAUGGCUGUGGUUGAGCUCCUGUUGUAAUGCUUUUUAUUUAAUAUUUAUGUGUUCUUCCAAA